ACUCUUUACAGUCUGCACAGCCACUGUCAUUUUCCACAUGUUUUACUUCUCUUUCUUGUCUACCAAGCUUCCUUAUUUUAGGUGUGAACCUCAACCAUUUAAAUGACGAAACAGCUAGUUUUACAUUCUGUUACAGUGGCAUAUUUCACAGCCAACGUGGCGUUCUCUCUCCCUUUAUUCUGUUAUAGCAAAACCUUAUUGUUCUGGAGUCCAGCAGGUGCCGUCACAGGCACAGAACUGAUGUGCUAUGAGUUAAUUGAAAGUACUUGAGAUGUGCUGUAAAAUUAGGGGUGUGGGAAAUAUCAAUUCUCUGAAAUAUUGUGAUAUUUAUUAGUAUCGAUUUCAAAUGCUGCUCAAUCAAUUUUAAUAUUUUUUUAAUGAGUUUUCCUAUUGUGUUUCACUUAAACCCCCGACCGCUAGGUGGCAGCGCACCACAUCAAGUCUCUUUCAGCAGCUUUGUACCUACCAAUUGUGAUACAAGAGACCUCUAGGUUUUCACGUGGGUUCAAGUUAUUUUCAGCAUGCAAAGUCAUACUCUUUUAGAAAAUUGUUAAAUUUGAUCUACUAUGCUAUACGUUCAUACUUGCUUGGUACAUUUAGCGUUUCACACAUUAAGCCCAUGAUGUUCACACUGGACCAGCAGGAAGGGGCUUCUUCUUGUUUAUCUUUAUCUGUAUUUACAAGCAGAUGUCUGCGUCCUAGAGUUAGAAGAAGCUUGAUGCAAAGUGUGGAAACGGUACAAAUCGUGAAUCUUGCUCCAGAAUUUUUCUUUCACAGCACUAUACCAAUAUAUUAAAGACUUUGACUAUGUCCGCAUUCCCACCCUAAUCCUAGCUACUAUAAAAUGACAUAAUUGAUUUCACAAAGUGAAAAUCUACUUAAUAAGAACAUUUUAUGGCGUCUAUUUAUGAAUCCACUGUGGUCUGAUGAAGAAAAUGUGGAUGAUUUAUUGAAAAACUAAAAUAUUUUUUUUCAAAAAUGAUUAAACGCAGUGCAUUGUGGUCCAUAUUUGAUAAUGUAGUGAAAAUAUCGAAUUACAACGGUUUUUCACAAAGACUUCUGGGAAAUUUCUAUAAUUUUGGAAUUGUAGAUUCCCAUAAAGGAAUUCUAACAUGGUGUAUAAGUCCAACCAGACACACCGCAAUUAAUAAUUUCUCCUUCAUGAUCACUUCUGUGAAUGAAGAGGGAUGCCAUCCAUGCGUCACUACUAAAUCUAAGUCCUUCAUGAGUCAAAGUUCAACCUGGUUUAACUUUCAAUGCGUGUUUUGUUCGAACAGCCCAAAAAUGUUGGUAGAAAUUUGCGUAUCGACACACAAAUGCCAGAAUUUUAAACUUGGAAGCCGCAUGUAGACAAGUGUUUACAUAGACUUAUUAUUGGAAGUGGUCGCUUGAACAUUCCCGUGAACAGUGUGAACGUAGCUUUAGCCUCAUAGGAUCGUUAUAUUGUGACAUUGUCUGUCAUGAUACCCAUCAAAUCGCCAAAGUCUUGCCAAUACACAGCCCUAGUAGAAACUUCACCGAAUAUGUUAGGAGGCAUGUUAGCAUCAAGUGCUAGGUGGAGUUAUUAUGAAAGUACUUGUUCAUCAAAUUUUCUGGUAUUUUCUAAUAUUUUUGUCUAUUUUCUCCACUAAUUUUUUCCAAUAUGCUGCUGCCUACAAAUGCCUGUUUCUGUUGUAAUUUUAAAAAUGUCCUUUCCUGGUGUUAUUUCAUUAUUUUUUAUUUAUUAUCUAUUUAUAGUGAGUAUAGAUUUUGAAAAAAAUGCUUUUUUAUGUACUUCACUGAAAGACAAGCACCGUUCCUGCCAUGGAAAUCCCCACUGUCUCUGUUUCCCAAUGUUAACGGGACUUUUUUUUUUAAAGCAUCCAACCUACAUACACAAGAAUGGACAUGUUAAACCUGACCGUAAGCGGGGACGACUCCGACACAUGACUGAUCUCUAACCACAUUUCCACCUGCUGGGAGUUCACCCCAUCGUUUAGGUUUCUGUUUUCCUUUCUCGUCCUCCACCAGUCUAAUGUAAAUGUGAAAGUGCGGUCCUUCCUUUUUUCGCUCCAGUUUUUUUUUUAUUACUGUGGAUGAAGGCUACCAGUUUCUCUAUAGGCCACAGAAACUACCCGAGAGGUAACCGAGAGUUUAAACUGUUUCGUGCAUCGUUUUUUUUUUUUUUUUUUUUUUUUUAUAAAGUCUGUGCUGCUUCCCCGGAUGGCAGAAAUGAAACUAGGAAAGCGGGAAGUAAAUUAAAAAUACAGAAAAACAAAAGAAUAUAUGAAUGUUAAUAGAGGGGGAUUAAGUGUGCAACGUUAAUGGAAAAAAAGCCCCUAACGGGGCAAAAAAGUUGUUAAGAAAAAUAAAAAGAUAACUAAAUGUCACAGAAAUGAGCAUUAUAAUGUUACACUAUCAUCCCCUUUAUAUUAAUUAUUUAUUGUUUUAUUCUAUUUUACUUAUUAAUAUUAAUGAAAAAGUAUGUUUUCUGUAUGUUUUUAACGAGAAAUAGAUGAAUUUAGCGUUUUCCUGAGAGUACUUGGUUUAUGGAGUUUGUACAUUUAACACUAUAAUACCUAUUUAUUAAGGAUUUUAACAUUUCACUCUAAUUUGUUGAAAAGAUUUUUUUUUUUAGUGAUGAUUUUUCCCUCAGUUAACCUUAAAAUAAGAACUUUAUUUGGAAAUGAUUUUUUAAACAUAAAUUGUGCUACAAGUGGAGUGAUAAGGUUAUUAUUGCUAUUUAAGGCUUAACAUUUAAGAUAUUUAUAGUCUCCCACCUAAAGUUCACGAAGUGUUUUCUUUAGAAUUAAUAACAGAAAUAGUAUAAUCAGUCUCUGUGUUGUGUUGUAUGCAUUUUUAUUUGUGCUUUUAUUUACCAGAAUCAACCAUGUGACUUCACACUCCUUAUGUCACAAAAUAACCCCCCUUUUUGUGAAGACUAAUAAAUGUUUAUUGAUAUAUGGCGGGGCAUUUUUGCAUCUUUUUCCCACGGUGACAGAAAAUCAAACAUACAGAAACAUUUCAAUCAGAGGCAGAAGUACGCAGCAGUAAGCCGAAGAGAAAAAUGAAACUGAUAGGUCAUCUGGUAUGACACAGGAAAAGAUCGCAGAGCAGGUAAUGUGAUUUCAUGUGACGAUGACUCUGUAAAAAGCAAAACAAUAGAGUGGGUGUCGCUUACGGGUGGAGGCAUGAAACCCCUCCUAUUCUAGCUUCUUGCAUUGAUAUUUAUUGCUGUUCCUGCUGGACCCGUUUCCUUCUCGCUCAGCCUGUAACAACAAAGGUGCUGCAACACUCCCCGGGGCCAAAUAUCACAAAUACCACAUCCUUCGCUUUUUGGGUGACGAGUCGGGCAGGUUUGCUCAGCAUCUUUGAACAAAACAAAAAAGAGAUUUUAUUCCAAAAUAAUAAACGCGUGUGUGUUGUUUGACUUUCUUUUCUCAUGGUGAAAAGUGAGGUCGUAUAGUGAUGUUUGAUUAGAGUCGGAAAGAAGAAAGGUGAGGUGAUAAGAAAUGCAAACACACCUGUGGGCGUGUCCAAGCUGUCAUGCGUGUCAUACUUAAACCUUUUCUGCUCUCACACCUGAAGCAGGUGUCUCAGCUGAAGCUAGAACUCUUCUCUGCUUCGUACCUUUGGACUGCAAUCGCUUUGCAGACACUUUGGACUUUAACCUGUAAUUUCCUGCUUGUGCUCAGAUUUUUGAUCCAUUUUUGCUCCUAGUAAGAUUUCCAGAUGCUUCUUAAGUCCUAACUUGACAUUUGGGAAUAUUUCUUAACGACUGGAAGUGGAUUAUCUUGGUUUGUGACUGUGAGAGGCCUCGGGUCUGUGAGCGGCGUUUGGGCAGGAUGAUGGAAGAGAUGUCCAUGGUGACGGCCUGUGAUGCACGCGCCAUUGAAGAGAUGAGCGAGGAGGAGAUCCUGGCGUGUCUGGUGGCUGAAACAGAACCGACUUUCACAGUGCCAUCAAAGAAAGCCAAACUGAAGGAAAGCCGGCUUCAGUUCAUGGAUAAAGAGCCGCUGGACACAUAUGUGGAGGAAAACCGUCGGCUUCAGCAGACCAGCCUCCGCCUGGAGCAGGAAAACGAUAACCUCGCUCACACACUGAUCACCAGCAAGGUUCUUCUGAGGAACGCUCUGGACCAGGCGGAGGACAGAGUGGAUGAGCUAACGAAAGACCUUCUGCAGGCCAGACAUCAACUGAAGAUCACAGAAGAAGAGAAAAGAGGGAAAGAAGAGGAAGCCGCCAUGAUGAAGGAAGUGUUACGGAGAGAACUGGAAAAGGCUGAACAGGAAAUCAAGAGGUCUUCUGGCAUUAUUGCUGACUACAAACAGAUCUGCUCUCAGCUGACGCUGCGUUUGGAGGAGCAGCAGGCCGCACACACCGACAAACUCAACACACUCAAGAGUGCGAUCAAGGAUUGCCCUCGUUGUCGCCACACUGCGGGGUCACUUUUGGAAAGCUAUGACUCUAAAGCAGAGCAGCAGACAGGUGUAACUGAAGAAGCUAAAGAGGAGCCCGAUCCAGCUUUCACAGCGGUUGAUCAGAGGAGGCAGGAGGACCAGGAGAAGGAGUCCCUCAGGGCUCAGAUCAGGAACGUAGAAAAAGAGCUGGCACAGACCAAACUGCAAAUGGUGGAGGCCAACUGCAGGAUCCAGGAGCUGGAGCACCAGAAGGGAGUUCUGUCCAACAACCUCCAGGAAGCCAAAAACAGCUGGAUCAAUAAGGCCUUCAUGUCCCUGCGAACGUCCGGCAGUGGGCUUCCCAGCAUUUCCCUACACAGAGACGGACCCCCAGCUUUAAGUCUGCACAGCAGCUCACUGUCUGGACUCUCUGGGUGGACUCCCAAAAAGCUGUCGUGGCCUCACAGAGACAACCGAGCGCACGUCUGACAGCUGGACGCCAAAGAUCUACCGAAGUGCAAUGACAUUAUUUCAACUGUAGCUGCUUCCAGUGUGCAGCAGGUGGGGCUGAGGAGCACAAAACUGCCAAGGAGAGUACCUGAAAGUACACAGGGAGGGGCUUACAUGUAUGUUUACCUUUUCCAAACACUUGUCCUCGUAUUUUUUAUGUAAAUUCCAACAUUUUUUUAUGUAUAAAAGUGAAACAAAAUAAAGCCAGAGUUA
This is a messenger RNA of Oryzias melastigma (Indian medaka), 5102 nucleotides long. RefSeq names its product RAB GTPase activating protein 1-like 2 (gene rabgap1l2). Bases 3825 to 4868 code for a protein of 347 amino acids. Lineage: Eukaryota; Metazoa; Chordata; Actinopteri; Beloniformes; Adrianichthyidae. The transcript has 8 exons. The record is from RefSeq and is a predicted model, not a curated record.